Messenger RNA from Anopheles merus, 2476 nucleotides. RefSeq lists its product as uncharacterized. The coding region runs from base 536 to 2188 and encodes 550 amino acids. Lineage: Eukaryota; Metazoa; Arthropoda; Insecta; Diptera; Culicidae. The transcript is spliced from 6 exons. The record is from RefSeq and is a predicted model, not a curated record.
GGACGGUUUUCUCUUGCGCCACUGGGUAAGGUGGCCCGGAAAAAAACGGCCGCAGCGCGGAAUUAGUUUUCAGUGUGCCGCGCUACGAAACGGUCGUGUGUGGUGUGUGUGUCGUUCGGGCGAAGGAAGUGAAAGAUUUGCGCGCGUCGACGUCUCGGCACUUUACAGUAUACGCAAGGGGGAGGCGCUUCCCAUUCUAUUGGUAAAUAAGGGCAAUUUUUGGCGCAAACACGCAGUAGGGUACCGAGCAGCAAGAGAAAGCAGCAUCAUAAUAAUUACAUCCAACUGGAAGAAAAUAUCAAGUUGUGUGAUUUUGGUUUUUUUUGUGUGUGUGCUUUUUUCCUUCUUCUCUCCAAAUCGGUUUUUCCUACAAUUCGGCGGAAGCAGCAAACGCACACGGAAUUAUUGGAGUGAAAAGUGAGCAAUACAGUUUUUUAUUGAGCCUUCAUGGUGAUCGGUCAUCCGGCGUACGCACACGGACAGAUCCGGUCAGAAGCUGAACCAUCCCAGACAGACUGCCGCAGGCCCGUGCAGCAUGGAGCAGCUGGAGCGAGAGAUCCGCAAGGAGAUAGACGAGAUGAACACGAGCGUGUCGCUGGUGGACCGGCUGGAGGCGGGCGACACGAUGGAUGACGACCGGCGGGACGAGCUGCUGUCCUCGACCCGGGCCGUCUUCGACAACGUCAACCCGAACAACGUGAAGAACAGUCUCACCGACUCGCAGAUAUCGAUCAUCUCCAAGCACGACGGGUAUCCGGAUUCGGGCCACUUCUACAGCACCCCGCACGGCAAGGAUCCGCUGCCGGCCGGCGACCAAACGCUCAAGCUGCCGGAACCGCCCGUAAGCAAUCAGCCCGACAGCCCGCAUGGUGGAACCGAUGGCGGUGUCACCGCGGGUAAACCGGCAAUGGACGGUACAGGGCGCCCGGUACGCACCGGCAGCAAAAUGGACAAGCAAGCCAAAAUCCGACAGAGCCAGCGGGGCAACGCACCGCAGGAUGUACCUCCCACCAAAAAUGCACCCCAGGCCAGUGCCUCGCUGGCCAACCUGCUCUACACGCCGGGCGGUGCGGCCAAGCGCAAGCGGCUCCCGUCGACGGUGGUGCUCGGGCUGAUCCAGCUGCUGCUCAGCGUAACGCUGGCCGCACUUGGGGGGCUCGUGAUCGCGCGCAACGCCUCGCUGGCGAUGGCCGGCACGGGCCUGUGGUGCGGUGCGAUCGCCGGCAUUGCCGGUUCGCUCGGUCUGAUGAACGUGAAGAUGGCCAAGACGGGCUUCCUGGCGGUGAACCUGAUCUGCGUCGCGUCCAGCACGCUCGGGCUGGCGCUGACCGGUAUCGGGGCGGUUCGGGAUGCGAAUCUGGCCCAGCAGGAUGAGCUCAUCUGGGGCGCCGUCACAGCCGGUACGGGGCUGCUGGUCGCGCUCGCCGUCCACUUUCUGAUCAGCGUCUUCUCCGUCUACUACUCCGCCCUUAAGCUCUGCUCCAGACCGACACAAAAGCUGCAGAUGAUGGACAAUGUCAUGCACAGCAAUUCGCAAGCGUUCAUGACGCAGCAGAAGGUGGAGGACUACAUCAACUCGCUGCACGUCGAGCCGGGCGUGAAGGACAUGAUGUACCAGACGAUGCUGAAGCGCAGCUACGGUUCGAUGUACGGCGAGAAGCACCGCGGGGACAACUACAGCACCGGCACGUCGCAGCGCGUAAUGCUGGUGCCGGCGGGAGCGGGCAAUGGGCUCCCACCGAUGAUGCCGAUAUACCCGUCGGUGCAGACGUCCCCGGGCAACUCGCCGAUGAUGUACCCGAACGGGCUGAUGCCGCCGGGCGUGCCCCAGUACCAGCCGUACCCGGAGAGCGCCCUGAUGGAGGCGCAGAUUAGCCGCGCCAACCGGAAGCGCUCCACGAUGCGCAUGAACCAGCACGAGCGGCAGCAGCAGCAGGCGGGCGAGCUGGAGCAGCGGCCGCGCCGCAAGUCCGACUCCGACCUGGAGAAGACGUUCACGUACACCGGGCUGGACCGGGACAUCGCGGACAGCUACCUGGCGAAGGAGGAGGAAAAGCUCACCGGCAGCAUCGUGAGCAACAGCGGGCUGCAUCCGGCGGCAUCCUCGCCGCCCCACACCUACCACCACGAUCUGAUGCUGAUCGACCAUCGUACGCACUUCGAGCGGUACAACGACAUUCACAUGUGAGAGGGUGGCGCCGUGGGUGGGCUCAAAUUUCAUUACCGCUACCAAUACCGGAAAGAGAAAAAGGGGUAGGGGAGGGAGGGGGAUUAGCCCCACAACUAGAAGAAGAAAAAAACAUUACACACGUGGCAAAAAAACACGUUGCUCAAGCAGAUUUUAGUCGUUUUAGUCGAACCUCCUGUUAUUCACUACAUUGUAAAUGUGUGAGUGUGUGUUGUAUGUGUGUGUGUGAGUUUGUUUUUCCCUCUAUUGUAUAGUAUUUGUAUAAACCUUUGUUUUACCGUUGUUUAC